GAAGGAAAGAGGAGAAAGGCAGAGAUUGCAUUGACAACAACCGAAAAACAUUUUAUAACUAAACACUUCUCGAGAAGAAGCAGCCAGCAUGAAAACCAUUUUGUCUGUCGCUUUCCUCAUCGUGGCUCUUUGCCUGGUCUCUGAGGCUGUGCAAGUCCAGGAAGGCGAUUUUUCUUUUUCACUGGACUCGGUGAAGGUUCUCCAGCAAUUAAUCGGCCAACCACAAACACAAAACCCUCGGUUGACCAAGACGAGUUACUUUUCUGUAUGUUCCAAUCCCACGCUGCCUCAGGAGUUUGUGCCUCUGUGCAUGAAGAGAGGAGCAACAAUGUCCUUCGCUAGGCUAGCAUCUGUGCCUGUGGACGUCUGUGAAAUAUGUGCUUUUGCGGCCUGUACCGGUUGCUAAUUCCUUCCAUCAUCCCCUCGCUUGAUUAUCAUCACCUUCACUUCAUAAAAUCCGCGUACUUUCAUCUUCUGCCAUAAGUUCUAACAAUUGAACAUUGCGAAUGUUGCCUGAAUGGCAGAACACGGUUUAUGAACUGUUACUUAAAUUUAAUUCCCUUCUUUUCUUUCCCAUGUUUUGUUACAGCACAUAUUUCAUUUAUUUAAGAAAGAAGUGUCUUUUUUAUUUGACUGUUUCUCUGUUUUAUACUCCUUUAUGUGUGGCAAUGCCUCAGUGUUCAAUAAAAAAGAAUAAAAAAAGCCGAAAAUCUG
Molecule: messenger RNA, 714 nt
Organism: Carassius auratus (goldfish)
Lineage: Eukaryota; Metazoa; Chordata; Actinopteri; Cypriniformes; Cyprinidae
Product: guanylin-like
Exons: 3
Coding region: 89-406 (105 amino acids)
Cellular component (GO): extracellular region
Molecular function (GO): guanylate cyclase activator activity
Source: RefSeq, a predicted model, not a curated record